AUGGCCAACGAAGUCCUCAUCCGCGUGCUCGAGCGAAAACGGAAAUACGUGUGGCCCGAAGCGCAGCUCAACUUCUGGCUCAUCGUCAUGAUAGCGGCUGCUGCAACCAUAGUCGGUAUAUUCACCUACUUCAUGCACCUGCAAUCCGUGUUCCAUCUCGGAGUACCCUGGAUAUUCCCCUACAGCAUAGCAACCGGCUCCAUCUGCCUCCUCUUCCUCUUCAUCAUCCUCGUCCUAAUCCAACAAAGACAACUCCUCCCCGGCAUCGUCGUCCUCGGCUCCUUCAUCCUCUUCGUCCUCUUCUUAACCGGACUCAUCGAAACCUCCAUCCAACUCUUCGGCCCCACCGGCUCCGUAAACAGCUACUGCAACCUUUACCGGCCGAGCUCAGGCCUGGCAAACUCGCAAGCGACGCUGGCGUAUUUGGAGACGCAGGGGAUAUGUCAGGAUUGGAAAGCAGCGUUUGCCUUUUAUAUCAUCGGGACGGUAUUUUUGCUGUGGAUGAUGGUGAUGGCGUGGCAGGUUAAUCAGGACAAUUUUGACUGA
Messenger RNA from Letharia columbiana, 546 nucleotides. RefSeq lists its product as uncharacterized. NCBI's taxonomy places the organism in Eukaryota, Fungi, Ascomycota, Lecanoromycetes, Lecanorales, Parmeliaceae. The record is from RefSeq and is a predicted model, not a curated record. The transcript has 2 exons. The coding region runs from base 1 to 546 and encodes 181 amino acids.